GACUUCACUUCAGUGGCUUCACAUUCGAUGCGCCACGGGCCAAUGCUGCGCCAACGGAGUGGGCUUCGGAUCUCUUUGGCAAGACCUGGCUCUUGCGUCUCAAGGAGAAAUGGUUGGGCCUGGGACCAUGUCCCUUUAGCGAUCUGGCGGACUGCCUGGUACCUGUUAGAAAGGAGGACGCCAUCCCCGUGACGCUCUUCGGACGCGGCAGUCGGCUGCCUCGGAAGGGUGACCUCAUCGAGGCUGGAUUGGCCUUGCAGGAGCCGAGCUGA
Cladocopium goreaui is the source of this 272-nucleotide messenger RNA. The record is from the annotation of a GenBank genome assembly. Lineage: Eukaryota; Dinophyceae; Suessiales; Symbiodiniaceae.